AAAUUCAACUUCAGAAGCAAUAUCUGUUUUUAAAAAUUUUUAAUUGUGUUUAAUUGCAGCCUAAAUUUUUGUAAAUUAUUUUGCGCCUAAGAGUAGGGAAUGUUUAUCAAAUGCAGAAUAUCAUCCGUGGACUAAAUGAAGAACGUACUUUACAUGAAUUUGCAUUAUAAUUGUAUUUGUGUGCCAUUUAGAGAAUAAUGUUCGCAGCGGAUAAACUGACGCUGAAUCCCCAGCAAAUAUUAAACGAAAUUGUGACACUGCUGGAAACCACAGCCGUGCCAAGUGAUGGAAAUGCUUUACUGUUGAAUCAGGAGAUGCAACGUCGUCUCGAGUACGUGCGCACGCGUAUUUUGCAACUGUUGAAGCAGGUGCAAGCUCGCUAUUCACGCAACGAGGAGAUUCUUGUGCGCCGUCUAAAGCCACGUUCUCUCAAAUCGCAGAGAGAAUCGCUGGCAGCUGAUGAAAGCAUAAGCUUUACGGGUGCCGUGCUUCGUGGAGGAACGUUUUUUUUCAAGGGCAAUUUGUACUUUCGCGAUAUGCAUGGACGCAGUUGUCCCAACAAUGAGGACUACGAUAGACGCAGUAGCACUGAAAUGUUUCCCACUGACUUCGAUAUGCGCUCUAAGCAUGUGUGGACGGUGCUCGAUAAAAAGAAUAUCGUUAUGGGCAUUAAAGAGCAGCUGCUGUCACAUGUUACCUAUAAUAAAACAGGAAGUCGACCAGGCAAACGCAAGAACAUUGAUUUGCACACACAAACAUUGGCCAGUUUGCUGAGUUCUGUGGAUAGCACUUUUAGCAUUGACUGGAAUGAGAUCAGCAUUUCGAAAUUGGAGCGUCGUCAUUCCGCGUACAGCUGUGAAGCCAUGUGGUUCGUGUAUUUGCAUCCACAGCUCAAACGCGACGACUGGACUGCCGAGGAAGAUGAGCGUCUCUUAGAGGUGGCUCAAAGCCACAAGCUACAGGAUUGGCAAGCUAUUGCAAGUGCGGUAUCUCAGCGUUCCGACUAUCAAUGCUUUGUGCGCGUCCAGACUGCAUUACGAUUUUACUUGGAACCUUUGUGCAGCGUUAAAUGGAGUGAACAGGAUAAUGUUCGAUUGCGGAAGAUUGUCGAGCGAAAUACUGUGAAUGGAGUCACUGAUUGGCCUCAGGUAGUCGAGCACUUCCCAGGUCGAUCGAAAUCCACGCUAAUUGGACGCUAUUUGUAUGUGCUGCAUCCCAGCAUAUGUCAUGAACCUUUUACGGACAAAGAGGACUUGAUGCUGUUCGCUGCCGUCGAAGAGUACAAUGGUAAAUUUCAUUGCUUUCCCCGCACACUCUUUCCAAAUCGAUCGCUGGCACAGCUACGAACGCGUUAUCACAAUGUGCUGGCCCAGCGUAACAAGACGGAUUCGUGGUCUGUAGAGGAUGACAACAAGCUAAUGGGAUUUGUGAAGUCCCAUGGCACCUCGCAAUGGGUAAACUGUGCCAGUCAUUUGGGCAAUCAUACACGCACAAGUUGUCGCACACGCUUCAUGGUUAUCAAGCGGUUCUUGGAACAGCAUCCCGAUGCAGAAGUCUCCGAUAUACCUCGACGAAAGACGACAAAAAAUGCAGCAGUUACCUCAGAGAAUUGGGUGCAACGUUUCCAGGAGUGGCAAGAGGAUCCAGACUCAUUACUUGACCACUCGGAUGUGAGGCCAAAAGCAAAGAAAAUCAAGCGCGAGCAACUUGCCAAUGUGAAUAAGCGGCGCGGCAUAGAUGUUCACAUCUAUGAGUACUUCAAGUUUGCCUAUCAUCUCUCAUUGCAAUCGCCUGCGCCACAAAUACCUCUGCCUAGAGAGAAAGGUAAACUGAAUGUUGUAGCAAAAGCACUUAGAUUUCGACCUGUAACUACUUCAAGUGAUAAGCUCGUCGAGAGUAUUGCGUUGCCCAAGUAUCUAUGUCGGUGCUAUAGUGAAAUGUUAAGUCAACUACCGCCGGCCACUAAUGAUGGUGUGUCACAAGCCGCGGCCUUGCUGCAACCCAAUUGGUCCACGAUGAUGGGAUUCCGAUCCAUUUGUAUAUUGUCAGCGCACUGUCGUAAACAUGCGACGCAGUCGUCAAUUGACUAUGACGAAUCUCAUGCAGCUGUUCAGCUAUUCCGACAACGUUUACGUACCCUCUUCUUUCGGACAACGCUGUUAAGUCGUUUGGAACCGUCAAUGUUUGAACAACUGCCAGUGGCUUUGAUGAGACUACCGCGUCCAGUUGUUAAUUAUCCCCUGCGCGACACGAGGACACGCGUUGAUGCCCCAUUACAAUCACGUUCAAAAUUGACGCCAACUCAAGAACAAGAAACGGCGCGCAGGCAAAUUAAGGAAUUGGAACCUAUGUCGAAGUCCGAGCCAAUUGAUUGCAAAGAGGAACCUAUUUUUAAGGAAGAGUUGUCUAUUGAUUAGCACAAGUCAAUAGAAUUAUAUACAACCGAUGGAUUUAAAUGUGUUUUAUAAUAACUAAUAUCGUAUUUAAG
Messenger RNA from Drosophila albomicans, 2488 nucleotides. RefSeq lists its product as uncharacterized. The transcript is spliced from 4 exons. The record is from RefSeq and is a predicted model, not a curated record. Bases 198 to 2417 code for a protein of 739 amino acids. Lineage: Eukaryota; Metazoa; Arthropoda; Insecta; Diptera; Drosophilidae.